GAAUUAUUAUCUACUUUCCUCACUAUUAUUUCAGCAUUGUCUUCUUCUCUUCAGCUUCAUCUAAUAUUUCUCUCUAAUCAGUAUAUAUUUAUAACGAAGGUUAGUAUUGUUAAUACAGGGAGAAUGAAGAAGCAGAUAACUAAUGUGAACGAGUAUGAGGGUAUUGCAAAGGAAAAACUGCCAAAGAUGGUUUAUGAUUACUAUGCAUCCGGGGCAGAGGAUCAGUGGACUUUGAAAGAGAACCGAAAUGCAUUCUCAAGGAUUCUGUUGAGACCACGCAUUCUUGUAGAUGUAAGCAAUGUAGACAUGACAACAAGCAUAUUGGGGUUCAAGAUUUCAAUGCCUAUCAUGAUUGCACCCACAGGCAUGCAAAAGAUGGCACACCCUCAAGGAGAAUUAGCAACAGCUAGAGCUGCAUCAGAAGCUGACACUAUUAUGACACUAUCAACAGUGAGUACUUGUAGUAUUGAGGAGGUUGCUUCAACAGGACCUGGCAUUCGUUUUUUCCAACUAUAUGUAUAUAAAGACAGGAAUAUAGCUGCACAGCUUGUGAAGCGAGCAGAAAAGGUUGGUUUUAAGGGGAUUGUACUCACUGUGGACCGUCCAUUUCUUGGUCAUAAAGAGGAUGAUAUCAAGAACAGAUUUAGAUUGCCGCCACAUUUGACACUAAAGAAUUUUGAGAAGAAUGAUGGGACUGGUGGCUCUAUUCAAAUUUCUCAUGCUCGUGGCCAAAUCGACCCGUCUCUUAACUGGAAGGAUGUGAAAUGGCUUCAAACGAUUACUUCAUUGCCAAUUCUGGUGAAGGGUGUACUUACUGCUGUAGAUGCAAGGUUAGCUAUAGAAAAUGGAGCUGCAGGAAUCAUUGUUUCCAAUCAUGGAGCUCGACAACUUGAUUAUGUACCCGCAACAAUUAUGGUUUUGGAAGAGAUAGUGGAAGCUGUAGAAGGAAGAGUUCCUGUUUUGGUGGACGGUGGAAUCCGGCGAGGGACAGAUGUGUUUAAAGCAUUGGCUCUUGGAGCAUGUGGUGUAUUUAUUGGAAGAGCAGUGGUGUUCUCAUUAGCUGUGGAUGGUGAGGCUGGUGUGAGGAAAGUGCUGAAGAUGCUUAGAGAUGAGCUUGAAAUGACAAUGGCACUCUCUGGUUGCCCUUCACUCAAAGACAUAACUCGUGACCGAAUUAAAUUUGCUUGCAGCCUAUAGAUUAUACAACAACAUUGCAUCUGCACUUGUAUGCUUCUAUUCUAUCACAAUAAUGCUGCUACCAUCCUAGUUGCCUACUUCUUCACACUUCCAAGUAUUAAGUCAUUUCUUUUUCUUAUUUCAAUACCACUUAAGAAUUUCACGAAAUAAUAAUAAUUGGUCCGACAAAGUUGUUAUGGUUGUUAAAUUCUACACUUGUACCAAAGUACUACUUUGAGUGAAUGGAUAGAUGCUGUAUUUUAUAUAUAUGUG
Messenger RNA from Arachis duranensis, 1449 nucleotides. Its product is annotated as glycolate oxidase. The transcript is spliced from 12 exons. Gene Ontology annotation, molecular function: FMN binding; oxidoreductase activity. NCBI's taxonomy places the organism in Eukaryota, Viridiplantae, Streptophyta, Magnoliopsida, Fabales, Fabaceae. The coding region runs from base 124 to 1197 and encodes 357 amino acids. The record is from RefSeq and is a predicted model, not a curated record.